ACAGACCCUUAAAGCGACCGGUCCGCGGUAGCUGCAUGUCGGAGGCUUUGAGGAUGAGGAGUUUGGGGGCCGCCCGGAAUGGGCCCUCUGGGGCUGGGCCCUCGUUCCCUCCCAUCCCGUGGCCGUUACACUGGGCGCCAGACAACGCUAAUAGUUAUUUGAAAAGGCUUUCUUCUAGUCAAGAUGAGUGAUAAACCAGACUUGUCGGAAGUGGAGAAGUUUGACAGGUCAAAACUGAAGAAAACUAAUACUGAAGAAAAAAAUACUCUUCCUUCAAAGGAAACUAUCCAGCAGGAGAAAGAGUGUGUUCAAACAUCGUAAAAUGGGAAUCUCCUCCAAAGAGCAGAUUUCAACAUUGUGUGACAGUCUUGGUUUUGGGUGUGUUUUUUUGUAACCCUAUGUGUUUGUAAAGAUUUCAGGCAUCUUCUGAUUUCUUCUCAACUGUAUUCCCUGGCUAAGAGGUCAGGGGUAGUGAAUGUUUCCUUAAGUUCCUUUUUAAACUUCCCAUUGGUAUGUAAAUUCCAAAUGGCAGAUGCUGUCAAUAAUCUUGCCAUUGAUGACCUUUGUGUACGUAGUCCUUGCACCUCAUACAGGAUAAGCCAAUUUUAACUUUCUACAAUGGAUGCCUCAAUUGUUUUGUAAUCUUCAUGAGGUUGCAUCCUUUUGCAGCUUCUUAUAGUUUAUUUUCACUUCCAAUGUAGCAAUAAAAUAAUAAAUAUAAUA
Molecule: messenger RNA, 723 nt
Organism: Chlorocebus sabaeus (green monkey)
Lineage: Eukaryota; Metazoa; Chordata; Mammalia; Primates; Cercopithecidae
Source: RefSeq, a predicted model, not a curated record